Molecule: messenger RNA, 1001 nt
Organism: Olea europaea var. sylvestris
Lineage: Eukaryota; Viridiplantae; Streptophyta; Magnoliopsida; Lamiales; Oleaceae
Product: DNA ligase 1
Exons: 8
Coding region: 179-814 (211 amino acids)
Source: RefSeq, a predicted model, not a curated record
AUACGCUAGUGUUGAUCUAUCCUCUGUUGCCCGCCAAUAAUCAUUAAUUAGAAAUACCGUUAGUAAUUUAAAUUCUCUAAUUUUUCAUUUUUUCUCCAAACCCCAUCUCUCUCAACACAGAGACGCGCGAACAUCUGCGCACCAAUUUGAAAAAUUUAAGAGAAAUUGGAUCUUCACAAUGUCGGCCACUAGAGCGAGCGCGAAGAAACGAGUUUCGGAGUCGAACAAUUCAAAAUCAGAGAGUCGAAAACGAGUUUCCGUCGACGAUGAUUUUGAUGCGGACAUCUCCAAUGAUAUCAAAGGAAUUAUGAGUGCUCUUAAGCAGAUAAAGGAGAAGGCGCAAAAGGACGGUCAGAAGAAGAACGAAGAGACAAUUUCUAGUGUGGCUUCAGACAUAAAGUCAAUUUUGGAUGGGUUGAAAUCAAAACUUGAGAAAGAAAGGCAAAACUUUGCCAAGGCACUCUCCAAGAGCUCAAAAGAGUGUGAGAAUUUACUGAAGAAUGAGACUGCCAAGUUCCAAGCCGUUUAUGAUGGUUUCUGCAAGGAGAAAGCUACACAUCUGCAGGCCUUGAAAGAUGUUUUUGACAAAUAUGAAGAGGAGAAAGAAAGGUUAAUCUCUCGAUAUGAACAGCUAAGGAAGAAGGAGAAGAGCAUUUUAUCUGAAAAUGAGAAAGCAAGUGCAGCAAGAAUUUCCGAACUGGAUGAGUCCUUGAAGAAGAAAAAGCAGGAUGACAAGACUUUCAGCAUUCUGAAAAAGACACUGGGUUCAUUUCUGGGAGACGUCUCAGAUGAGGACUUCCUGCCCGAUGACUGAAAGCUGCUCCCAGUUUUUUGCUCUUGCAAAGGAAAACCUUUUGUUUACUUCCCAACUGACGUUUUAGAGUAAUCAACUUAUGACUUUCCCAUAUUCGAAUAACUUCACGAUCCAUGCCGUACAGAUUGAGAAAUUUCUCAUCUUUUUCCCUUCUGUUUCUACGUACUUAUUAGUUCAGCACCAAAAU